This is a messenger RNA of Argiope bruennichi, 2957 nucleotides long. RefSeq names its product elongation of very long chain fatty acids protein AAEL008004-like. Gene Ontology annotation, cellular component: endoplasmic reticulum membrane. NCBI's taxonomy places the organism in Eukaryota, Metazoa, Arthropoda, Arachnida, Araneae, Araneidae. Gene Ontology annotation, molecular function: fatty acid elongase activity. The record is from RefSeq and is a predicted model, not a curated record. The transcript is spliced from 8 exons. Gene Ontology annotation, biological process: fatty acid elongation, saturated fatty acid; very long-chain fatty acid biosynthetic process; fatty acid elongation, monounsaturated fatty acid. The coding region runs from base 295 to 1260 and encodes 321 amino acids.
CUGUCACAGAAAUUCAACAGACCUCGAAAACAGCGGGGAUUGAAAUAGUUUUCGCGGUCGAACUCUGCGAGAGGGUUUGGAGUUUGAAUUCGGAUCCCUACAGAGAGAGAAACUCAAUGAAUGCCUCCGAAACCGUAGCGAGUUGAAGCCUCUUCUCCUCCAAACUGUGUGUUUACAAUUUAAAAAAAUUUUUUGGAGGGUACUAGAGUUGACAUUUAAUUUGUUAACCGGCAGUUUUGGGACCUAUUAAUUUUGUAACUGAGGCAUCCGCUUGACUUUUAAGAACAAACCAAAAUGGAAUAUGUGGCACAGGCUUUCCGAGCACCAUUCGAAUUUUACCAUUGGAUGAUGUCUAAAAGCGAUCCUCGGACAAUCGACUGGCCUUUAUGUGGUAGCCCGUUUCCAAUCCUAUCCAUAAUUUUUUCUUAUGUCUAUUUUGUGAAAGUGUUGGGUCCUCAAUGGAUGAAAAACAGAGAACCUUUCAAAAUCGAAGGGAUCAUUGUACUCUACAACAUUCUCAUGGUCAUAUUUUCAGCAGGUUUCUUCAUUUACGGAGGAAGUUAUUCAUACAUACCGCCUUGGGGGAAAUUUAGUUGGAUAUGUGAGCCUAUCAACUAUAGCACAGAUCCUGAAAUUAUAGACAUGAUCUCAAUUGGUUGGUGGUUUUUACUACUGAAGAUAGUUGAAUUUGCUGAUACGAUUUUCUUCGUGCUGCGUAAGAAAUUCACUCAUAUUUCAGCGUUGCAUGUCAUUCAUCACUCAUUGGUAGCCUGGGGAAUAUGGAUCGGCAUGAAAUUCGGCGCGGGUGGAAAUAAUGCCUUUUUCCCUUUCAUCAACUGCUUUGUCCACACCAUUAUGUAUUCCUACUACUGUUUAGCAGCUUUAGGACCUGGAAUGAGGAAAUAUCUUUGGUGGAAGAAAUACCUCACAAUUUUGCAGAUGGUUCAAUUCGUUAUCGCCUUCAUCCAUUCCAUGAUUCCUUUGUUCUACGACUGCGGCUACCAUAAAGGAUUCGCUUAUGCCAUCAUGUUCCAUGCUUUAUUAUUUAUGGCUAUGUUUAUGAAUUUUUACCGCCAUGCGUAUAACAAACAAAAGAAGGCCAUUCAAUCAAGUGAGCAGGAUGGAACUACAGUCGUGAAGGCAAAUGGCCACAACUAUACAGAAAAGACUGAACAGAAUGGUCAAAUCUACCAUCGAAAAAAUGGCGUAGCCAAAGUGGCAGAAGGAACGAAUGAGAAAGUUGCCGGCAAAGAGCUGUAAAUGUCGGAAUAACUGUAUUUUGUUGCAAUAUUUAAGUAAAUAUGUGUUGAAGCAAAGAUUGUUGCAAAGGUGGUGCAAUAGCGGCAAUUUAUGAAACCCAGUGACUCUAUAGAAUACCUAGAGUGAAAUAUUUUUAUUUUAUUUUACGAUUUUACAUACAUUCCUAUGGUAGUGUAUACAGCAGAUAUAUAACAGUUUGUCAGAUACUUUUUCAGCAAUUACUUAAAAGUCAUCAAAUAAAAUGCUCAACUAUCAUAUAGAAUAAUAAUAUUUUUACUGCAAAAUACAAAAAAAAAAAAAAAAAAAAAAGGCACUGGAUAGAAUAUUGUCUUUAUAAAGGAUUCAAAUAUGCUUUGGACAAGAUGUAACGUAGAAUAUUUAGACUUGUAUAAACUGUCAGAUAGUUUUACAGUACAUAUGAAAGCAGUAUCGAAUAAAAUAUUCACAUACUUUAUGACAUAUACUUUUUGACUAUGUCAUACAGAAUGACGCAUACUUUUUGACUUAUUAAAUGCAUUCCAUAGAAGUUGCAUUAAGUUGUUUUUAAAGCUGUAGGAAGCACAAAACCAAACUAAUAUACGGGAUUUGUUUAAGGAAAAUAAAACGGCCAAUGCUUGUUAUCUGUCUUUACAAAGUCGACUGGAAUAGCGUAAAAUUGUUAUUUUACAUUCUGUAGUGUGACUGGAUUUCAUACAUUUCCAAUAACAUAACCAUCAUAUGAAAGAGGUUUAUCGGCGCAAAAAUUUUAUCUUUUUCUUUUAUUACAAACUGCCAUAAUAUCACAUACUUGUUUGUCCGCAUCUGUUUUCUACGUCAUUGAGCUUUUCCCCGAUAAAAUAUUCAUAAAGAAAAUUAAAAUAUUGUUGCAUUACGGGUAAGUGUUUUCGAGUUUUGAAAGACGCUUCGCAUAUUAUUCGAUCGUGCUUUUUCUAAUUCAAAAAUAAUUUUAAUUUCUUUCGUCUUUUUACAAGAUACCCAACAUAAGCUUAUUAUUAAAUUAUUUAAUGAUUGAAAUUAUGAAAUGAGUUGUUGGAGUUUUUUUUUUUUUUUUUUUUUUUUUUUAAUUUCACGCCAACAACCACAUUUUGCCAAAUAUAUCUUUAUUAUGCAGAAAAAGGCCAUUUUCUCCAAUACUGCUCACCGAAGAAUGUUGUACUUGAAUUUUGUCCACAAUUUUGAUAUUGCGAUAAGAAAAAGCGAUUUUUCUUGCUACAAUUUAUGCUUGACGGCAACUGUUGUUAAAAUAAAAAGGCUACAAAAUCGAGUGCAUUAAAAUUUGUGAAACUUAAAAUUUAUUUUCACAUAUCAAAGAUUUUGUCAAUGAAAUAUAUAUUGAUGCAUUAUUGUUACGUUUAUUGUGACUAUCAAUAGAAUCUUUUAUGCAUGGAUCUUCUACUUUUUAAAAAAAUCAUAGAAGUUUUUUUUGUUCAUUAUUAAAAAUGAAUUUUUCACUCUUUUUUAUAAUCAUUUGGAAGUUUAAUUUUAUCAGUAGAAAAAAAAUAUUGAUAUAUGAAAAUUAUUGAUUUCAAUUUGUAUGUUAAAUUUGCAGAUAGGAAUAUGUAUCUACAAAUAUGUAUAUGUAGUAUGUUUGCAUAUUUAAAAAAAUAUUUUUUUAAUAUUCAAAUAAGUUUUUAUAAUGUGCAAUGCUUUUUGCUGUGAAUCAGUGCAAAUGCGUUACCAUGUAAUGUAAUUUUAUU